GUGCUUGGGGCUAUAAGGGCCCGGGGGCCGGGCGGCGGGAGCUCGAAUCCGCGGGGCGCGAGGCGCGCACGGAGAUCCAGAAGAGUCCGGAGUGAGCGACCCCCAGCCGCAAAGGGAGGCGGGAAAACGCCAGAGCAGCAGCCAAGAUGUGCGGAAUUUUUGCCUACAUGAACUACAGAGUCCCCCGGACAAGAAAGGAGAUUUUUGAAACCCUUAUCAAGGGUCUGCAGCGGCUUGAGUACAGGGGUUACGACUCGGCAGGUGUGGCGAUCGAUGGAAAUAAUCACGAAGUGAAAGAAAGACACAUCCAGCUGGUCAAGAAGAGAGGCAAGGUGAAGGCCCUGGACGAGGAACUGUACAAGCAAGACAGCAUGGACUUAAAGGUGGAGUUUGAGACACAUUUCGGCAUUGCCCACACGCGCUGGGCCACCCAUGGGGUCCCCAACGCCGUCAACAGCCACCCACAGCGCUCAGACAAAGGCAACGAAUUUGUUGUCAUCCACAAUGGGAUCAUCACGAAUUACAAAGAUCUGCGGAAGUUUCUGGAAAGCAAAGGUUAUGAGUUUGAGUCAGAAACAGACACGGAGACCAUCGCCAAGCUGAUUAAAUAUGUGUUCGACAACAGAGAAACUGAGGACAUUACGUUUUCAACGCUGGUCGAGAGGGUCAUUCAGCAACUGGAAGGGGCAUUUGCGCUGGUUUUCAAGAGCAUCCACUACCCAGGAGAAGCCGUUGCCACAAGGAGAGGCAGCCCACUGCUCAUCGGGGUGCGGAGCAAGUACAAACUCUCCACGGAGCAGAUCCCCAUCCUGUACAGAUCAUGUACGAUUGAGAAUGCAAAGAGCACCUGCAAAGCCAGGACCAGGAGGCUAGACAGCUCCACCUGCCUUCAUGCUGUGGGUGAUAAGGCCGUGGAAUUCUUCUUCGCUUCCGAUGCAAGCGCCAUCAUAGAGCACACCAACCGGGUCAUCUUCCUCGAGGACGACGACAUUGCCGCAGUGGCUGAUGGGAAACUCUCCAUUCACCGGGUCAAGCGCUCGGCUAGUGACGACCCCUCUCGAGCCAUCCAGACCUUGCAGAUGGAACUGCAGCAGAUCAUGAAAGGUAACUUCAGCGCGUUUAUGCAGAAGGAGAUCUUCGAGCAGCCAGAGUCGGUUUUCAACACCAUGAGAGGUCGGGUGAACUUUGAAACCAACACAGUGCUCCUGGGCGGCCUGAAGGACCAUCUGAAGGAGAUCCGCCGCUGCCGCCGGCUCAUCGUAAUUGGCUGUGGGACCAGCUACCAUGCCGCCGUGGCUACGCGGCAAGUGCUGGAGGAACUGACGGAACUCCCGGUGAUGGUUGAACUUGCCAGUGAUUUUCUGGACAGGAACACACCUGUGUUCAGGGAUGACGUCUGCUUUUUCAUAAGCCAAUCAGGUGAGACUGCGGACACCCUCCUGGCCCUGCGCUACUGCAAGGACCGCCGCGCCCUCACCGUGGGUGUCACCAACACCGUGGGCAGCUCUAUCUCCCGAGAGACUGACUGUGGCGUCCACAUCAACGCAGGCCCGGAGAUCGGUGUGGCCAGCACCAAGGCCUACACCAGCCAGUUCAUCUCCCUGGUGAUGUUUGGUUUGAUGAUGUCAGAAGACCGAAUUUCGCUGCAGAGCCGCCGGCAGGAGAUUAUCCGGGGCCUGAGAGCUUUGCCUGAACUGAUCAAGGAAGUGCUGUCGCUGGAUGAGAAGAUCCACGACCUGGCCCUGGAGCUAUACACACAGAGGUCACUGCUGGUGAUGGGGCGAGGCUACAACUACGCCACAUGCCUGGAAGGAGCCUUGAAAAUUAAGGAGAUAACCUACAUGCACUCGGAGGGCAUCUUGGCUGGAGAGCUGAAGCACGGACCCCUGGCGCUCAUUGACAAGCAGAUGCCCGUCAUCAUGCUCAUCAUGAAGGACCCAUGCUUCGCCAAGUGCCAGAAUGCGCUGCAGCAGGUCACAGCCCGCCAGGGCCGCCCGAUCAUCCUGUGCUCCAGGGACGACACGGAAAGCUCCAAGUUUGCCUAUAAGACAAUCGAGCUGCCCCACACGGUGGACUGCCUGCAGGGCAUCCUCAGCGUGAUCCCGCUGCAGCUGCUGUCCUUCCACCUGGCUGUGCUCCGAGGAUACGACGUCGACUUCCCCAGGAACCUGGCCAAGUCUGUGACCGUGGAAUGAGAACAAGAGCUGGACAAGACCUCGCCAUCUUUAGUCUGAUACAAGCCCUGUCCCGACAGCAGGGGAGCCACGUGGGAAGAGGAGUGGGCAUUCCACGCGCGCUCCAUAGAGCUUGACAGCUUCGAUGUGCCUUGUACCCAAGUGCUUUUGCUUCCAGCAGAUACUGUUUCUCUGUGUCCUGAAGUUGCCGGAGGAGAAGGGGAUCGUUGUUUACACAUGGGGAUUAGAGCGGACCUUUCCCUUACUGUGCAAUAGAGAUACAACUCUCCUUAGAAUAACUGUGAACCUUUUUAAACCAACACUAGUUAGUUUUAAAAGACAAAAUAUUUAUAAUGAUGAUUGUAUAGCUCUUAAGUUAUUUUUCUAGCACAGGGCUUUCUGUGGCCACGGUGACACCUGCAUGCGUCUCUGGGCUCACCCCUGGCGGGUGGCACUCAUCUCAGAUUUGAGCACAAGGCAUUGGCCCUUGGGACUCUCCUUUUCCUUCCUCCCUGGGCUGCUCCAGCAUCCCAUUCCAACAUCAGUGAGGCCCCCCUGCCAUCUCCUGUGCCUCCUGUUUGUCCAGUUGAAAUCUCGCUUCUUUCAGCCUUUUCUUCUUGGUCAUAGUCCAGCUCUCCAACUUCUGUUUGAUCCGAUCUUCCUUCCUGUUAAGCCCAGCCCUGCUCCCCUCCCUGCCCAUAGGAAAACAGCUUGUAUCCCAUUCAAGAGGGUAGCUUUACGUGGGGCUACCUUGCUCUCUAAAAGCGUGCACAAUCAGAGUACUAUGCAAUUUUAAGACAAUAAAGACAGUACAACUUUU
Molecule: messenger RNA, 2994 nt
Organism: Oryctolagus cuniculus (rabbit)
Lineage: Eukaryota; Metazoa; Chordata; Mammalia; Lagomorpha; Leporidae
Gene: GFPT2
Product: glutamine--fructose-6-phosphate transaminase 2
Biological process (GO): fructose 6-phosphate metabolic process; protein N-linked glycosylation; carbohydrate derivative biosynthetic process
Molecular function (GO): L-glutamine:D-fructose-6-phosphate transaminase (isomerizing) activity; carbohydrate derivative binding
Source: RefSeq, a predicted model, not a curated record